This is a messenger RNA of Drosophila albomicans, 753 nucleotides long. RefSeq lists its product as uncharacterized. The coding region runs from base 320 to 640 and encodes 106 amino acids. NCBI's taxonomy places the organism in Eukaryota, Metazoa, Arthropoda, Insecta, Diptera, Drosophilidae. The record is from RefSeq and is a predicted model, not a curated record. The transcript is spliced from 3 exons.
GCUUUUCCCCUGUAAGUCAUAGCUUUUGAACGCUUCGUUAAGUUUUCGUUGUCUCUUUUUGGUUUUGGAAUUCGAAAACUUUCAAGCUGAAGUUUAUUUUUUGGUGUUGCGGCUCUGCUCGUCGAUGGCUUCAAGUUUGCAAUUCAGUUGCCAAGAGGCCGCGAUCAUAUCAACAACUUGUUGACGCUUUUUCCAGACUGACUUUAAACGUUUUAUCGGUCUUUGUUCGAGUCGGGAUUACGCAGCAUAAAUUAAAUUGAAGUGCAAAUUUGAAGAGUUGAUUUAAAUAUAUAAAUACUUAAAGAAACCCUAUUUAAAUAUGUGCCUGCCCUAUCGAUAUGUUUGUGCCCCGCUCGCGCUGCUCUUGAUCACCUUGAUCCUCAACGUUGCGGCACGUCCGCAGCACAACUUGCAACACAUUGCCGUCUUGGAGAAUGCCGCCUGGGAACAAACGUUGCCGCCACACUUUCAGAAUCCAUUCUAUCAAUCACCUCGAGUCCGACAAGCGUUGGCCAAAUCAAGCUGGUUUGGACCUGGCGAACAAGUGGUUCACGAGCGUCAAGCCGAGAAAAUUCCACGCAUGGAAAUCUAUAAUGUGCUCUCUCAUGCUGGUCUGUUGCCACGUCGUCAUUACUUCUAAAAACAUCUCAUUUAAAUGCAUUUUAUUACAUGCUGUAUAUAAUAUAUCUCAUAAAAACAAUGAAAAUAAAAAGAUAGUCAUUAAUUUAAGCUAAAAUCAGCAAAGUUAUUUUU